AUGACCGAAAAAGAAAUUGAAAUUUACUACAAAACUGUGCUUGACAUUGUUUGUUUAGCCGGGAAGGUUGUAAACGAAGGCUUUUCUGUAGCAAAACGUGUUGAAACAAAAGCUGGAGCAGCUGACCUUGUUACAGAAUUUGAUCAACGUGUUGAAGAAAUCUUAAUAAAAAAAUUACAAGAAAAAUUUCCAACACAUAAAUUUAUUGGAGAAGAAUCAGCUGAUACCGGAGUUAAAACAGUAUUUGGGGAUGAUCCAACAUGGAUUAUUGAUCCAAUUGAUGGUACAACGAAUUUUGUACAUGGAUUUCCAUUCGUCGCUAUAUCUAUUGCACUGGCUAUAAAUAAACAAGUAGUAAUUGGUAUUAUUUACAAUCCUGUUUUGGAUCUUCUUUAUACAGCUAUACAUGGCAAAGGUGCAUUCAGAAAUGGACGACCUAUUAAAUCUUCAGGACAAACUGGUAAUUAA
Messenger RNA from Rotaria sp. Silwood2, 468 nucleotides. The record is from the annotation of a GenBank genome assembly. NCBI's taxonomy places the organism in Eukaryota, Metazoa, Rotifera, Eurotatoria, Philodinida, Philodinidae.